AUGUGCUAUAUAGCUUGGAUAUUGAGGCAUACCACCGCGUCGAUGGGUGAUUCAUGGUUGUGGGAACAUGUGGAUCCAAUUGUUGCAAUGCCGCGUAGAUUUAUGACAAUACUAUUUUUCUUACUCAUAAUACCAGCUUUCCAAGAGAUGAUGCCUUACAUUUUUGCUGACACUCCAGCUAAGUUUCACGUGGAAUCGUUUCAGAAUGAGAUUUCAGCUACGUUUCCUGAUGUCACAUGUACACACAUACACGCAUAUCGACUGUGGCCCGGCAAUCUGUUUGAAGCGCUCAUUCAUCUCAACUUUCUUGUGGAUAAAUCGAAUCCGAGCUGGUCGGGCGAAGCUGCUACACGAUAUUCUGAAGUUCGUCAGAAUGUAGCAAGCGUCUUGACGAGGGCUGGUGCUCAAAAGGUUAGUUGUUGA
Cooperia oncophora is the source of this 423-nucleotide messenger RNA. The record is from the annotation of a GenBank genome assembly. NCBI's taxonomy places the organism in Eukaryota, Metazoa, Nematoda, Chromadorea, Rhabditida, Trichostrongylidae.